Ricinus communis (castor bean) is the source of this 743-nucleotide messenger RNA. RefSeq lists its product as uncharacterized. The coding region runs from base 39 to 557 and encodes 172 amino acids. The transcript has a single exon. Lineage: Eukaryota; Viridiplantae; Streptophyta; Magnoliopsida; Malpighiales; Euphorbiaceae. The record is from RefSeq and is a predicted model, not a curated record.
CACCAUUUUCAAGGGCCCAACUUCCCUCCUCCCUAUAAAUGCUAUCAUCAAUUUCUUGUUUCCUCUGCCUACCGUCUCCUUCACGUCGCCAACUCUUUCUUGUUUUAUAUAUAUAUAUAUAUAUAUAUAGAGAGAGAGAGAGAGAGAGAGAGAUUGAAAAGCAAGAUUUCCUUGCACUGUCUCAAGAAAUGAAGAGACAAAGAAAUACGGAUAGUGAAAAUGUGAAAGCUACAAGGGUCGAAAGUACUGCAGCACCAACAACAAGGAUUACUGCAAUGGGAAAAAGGAAGGGAAAGAAGGCAGUUGGGCAGCAGACAGAAGAGGUGAAGACUAAUGGCGAGGAUUCAAGUCCAAGGAUGGUGGAGAAUUACAUUAAUUGGGGAGAGUUGCCUUGGUUAAGAGGUGCCGUGGAUGAGCAGAUGUCAUGGGGGUCAAUUUGGUUGCCUGUUUGGGAUGUGGAGUACAUGGGCGAGGCUUGCAGUGAAAUGUUCAGUGAUGUUAUUUGGGAUUAUGAUAUUUGGAACUUAAGGAAUAUUAAUGAGAUACCAAAUCCAUGAAUUGUGAUAGAAAAAGAAUUGAGGAAGUGCAGAGAGGGUAGGAAGGUAACACACUUUCAUAAUCACUUCCAGAAUAUUCACCAAAGCUAGUUCAAACUACUUCCUUGGCUGUUCUUAACUUUGUUUACAUUGGGCUUUUUACUUUGCUUUAACCGAUAAUAUAUAUGGUCUAAAAUGCAUUAUAGA